Messenger RNA from Lagopus muta (rock ptarmigan), 1042 nucleotides. It is a transcript of the gene THOC7, whose product is annotated as THO complex 7. The transcript is spliced from 8 exons. Gene Ontology annotation, cellular component: THO complex part of transcription export complex. The record is from RefSeq and is a predicted model, not a curated record. NCBI's taxonomy places the organism in Eukaryota, Metazoa, Chordata, Aves, Galliformes, Phasianidae. The coding region runs from base 122 to 736 and encodes 204 amino acids. Gene Ontology annotation, biological process: mRNA processing; mRNA export from nucleus.
CUCAGGCCCCAGCCGCCGCCGCCGCCUCCCCCUCCAUGGCCGCCGCUCUCGCCGGCUGCAUUGUGGGAAGCUGACCUCACUCGCUGCUGCCGCCGCCCCGCCGGCUCCGCCGCUCGCCGCCAUGGGGGCCGUGACCGACGAUGAAGUUAUCCGCAAACGGCUUCUCAUUGAUGGCGACGGAGCCGGGGACGACAGGAGGAUCAAUCUGCUGGUGAAGAGUUUCAUCAAGUGGUGCAACUCCGGAUCUCAGGAGGAAGGUUACAGUCAGUACCAACGAAUGCUGAGUACUUUAUCACAGUGUGAAUUUUCAAUGGGAAAAACUCUUCUGGUAUAUGACAUGAACCUGAGAGAGAUGGAAAACUAUGAAAAAAUCUACAAGGAUAUAGAAAAUAGUAUAGCUGCAGCACACGAGAAGAUUUCUGAAUGCAAGAAACAAAUCCUGCAAGCAAAAAGAAUUAGAAAAAAUCGCCAGGAAUAUGAUGCAUUGGCCAAAGUCAUACAGCACCAUCCAGACAGACACGAAACACUGAAGCAGCUAGAAGCUUUGGGAAAAGAACUUCAACACCUUUCUCACAUUAAAGAAAAUGUUGAAGAUAAGCUGGAGCUGAGAAGAAAGCAGUUUCAUGUUCUCCUGAGCACCAUCCACGAGCUUCAGCAAACUCUAGAAAAUGAUGAAAAACUUUCAGAAGCUGAAGAAUCUCAAGAAACUCAGAUGGAAGCAGAGACCAAGCAGUAAACAUUGUUAGGACUACUGAUGAUACUCUUGAAGAAUACACAUACGUCCUCGCUUUGUUUUCAUGCCAAUAGAAAAAGAAUGGCAGCUGAAAACUUUCUAUUGCUUCUGUGAGUUUUAAUACACAAGUACUUGUUUUGCUUUUGUUCCUGGUACAAACAAUUCCAGAUCUGUACAGAUGGACCCUUUGUGUUAAUCCAUAAACUUUGACAAGAAAUAUGUUUUGCCUUACAAAAGGUGAAUCUUCUGUACAUUAAUUGUGAACUGAGGUGUUUGCAAAUCACUGUCAAUAAAAAGUGUUUACAAACA